AUGACCAGAGAUAGAAGCAAGUCGAUAGUAAAGAGAAUUGCUCUGGAUGUUCCCUCUUAUAAUGAUGAUAAAUUGAAUUUAGGGGAAACAUCUGGGAAUCAGUCUCCAGCUGGGGUGAUUAAAGCUGAUAAAAAACCUAAGAGGAACCGAUCAAAAUCCUUAAGUUUGGAUAAAGAAUAUAGAGAUAGAGAAGAAGAUACUUUUCAUCUUUUCCCUUUCAGUAAAAGAGAGCAUGAAUAUCUAUGGCUGAAAUAUAUUAACACAUAUAACUACAAUUCAAUUCUUAAUCCAGAUGAAAUUAAAAAGAUUAAUAAUAUCUCCAACGAUUUCAUUCUUAAUUUUCAAAGUAAUUGUCAAUUAAAUAUUGAAAAUAUGAAAGAUUUAAUGGAUCAAACUGAAACCAUAUUAAAGUCAUUGAAUUUAUUGGCCAGGCAAUACGAUAAAGUGUCGAGUGAAACUAGUGAAUUUGCGAAUCAUUCAACUAAGUUAUUAAAUACGCAAUUAAAGUAUGAAACAGUGUCAGGAGAGAUAAACCAAUCUUUAGAAAUAUUUGAAUCAUUGGAAAGGAUUACCAAGACUCUUACUAGUCCUGGGAACAAUUUAAUUAAAAGAAAGUCAUUUCAAGAUAUUUUGAAUAAAUUGGAUAGGUCAAUUGAAUUCAUCGAGAAGCAUCCUCAAUUCAAGGAUAUUGAACUAUACAAAGUGAGAUUUAGACAAUGUAUGACAAGGUCAUUAACUUUAAUUCGUAAUUAUUUGAUUAACGAAUUGAAGACUUUACACGAUGGCGUAUAUUCCAAAUUAAACAGAUCUAGUUCUGAAAAUAUUGCUGGUAAUGUGACUAUCGAUGUUUUUUUAUAUAAUGAAUUUGACAAUUACAUCGCCGAAUAUGAGGGUCAAUUUUACAGCUUUCCUAAUUUGGUUAGUGAAAUAACCAAGCGGAUAGAAUAUCACGAUGAAUAUAAGGGAUUAUUACAUGAUGUUUUACAACAGUACUUCAAAACAAGGUCCAAGCUACUUGAAAAGUCUAUAUGGGAUCAUUUAAAUGCCUCAGCAAAGAAUAGUGCUAAGGACUUAGUACAGUUUAGUCAGGAUAAUAUUUCGUUUUUUAAGAAAGUUAUAGACCGUGAGUUUUUAACAUUUACAAAAUAUUUCUACAGUUAUCAAUCCCUGCCUCUUCCGUCUUACAUGAAUUCUGAAUUAUACGAUUGGUUUAGAGAUAUUCUUGAUCCACUUUAUGAUACGUUAAGAAAUAAAAUUAUAAGAGAAACUAACAUAACUACUUUAUGCCAAUUAACCACCUUACUACAAAAAUAUUAUGAGUUUGAAGAUGAUGAGUCAGUAGAUAUAAUACAAGAGAAUCAGAUUAAUUAUGGUUCAUUGUUUGAAACCAUAUUACAAGAUGUACAAUCUAGAUUGAUAUUCAGGAUCCAAAUAUAUAUUGAUGACAAGCUUAUUAAAUAUAAGCCUAAACCAGAAGAUUUGAAGAUUGGAAAUAGAAAGAGGAGUUCUGCUUUAAAUAAUGAAUCUGCCGAUGAGGAAAAUUCCCUAGAUGCUGAUUAUAAAGAAAAUUUAUUUAAAGACUUAUAUUUACCUCUAGGAAAGGCAUUGACUAUAUUGUCAAAUAUCUAUGAAUUAAUUAAUUCCGUAGUGUUUGAUGAUCUAGCUCACUAUAUUGUUCACAGUUGUAUUUACAUAUUAAAAAAUGGUGCUUAUAAAAUAUCCUUGGCUCAUUUAGGAAAAUUAGACACCAAACUAUACUAUUUGAAAAAUUUAAUCAUUUUGCAAAACCAAUUAAAUAAUUUUGACAUACAAUAUGUUAGGACAGAAACUACUUUGGAUUUUACAAGUGGGAUUAAUGAAAUAUUUCAAACUUUUAGAAACGGCGAGUUCAUCUAUAAUUAUAAUCAAAAUGGCGGUUUUAUUGAAUUAGUCAAAAAAUCUGCACCUAAGGUAAUCAAUAAUAUGAUAGACGCCAAGUAUGAAAUAGAAUUGGAAUUGAACAAUGCAGUUCAUGAAUUCAUCACCGAAUGUGCAAACAUUAUUAGUGAACCAAUAUUGUCUAAGACUUCAAAGGAGGAACCUUUGCAAAAAUCCCUCUUGUUUAGAGACAACUUAAUGACAGAGCUACCAAAAUUUCACAAAGAAAUCAAAUUUUUCAUUAAUGAGGUCAACAUUAUAAAAUACUUAAUAGACAACCUAAGCAACCUAGUCAUAACAACAUAUGAAAAUUUCUAUCACUUAUUAGAACAAGAACUUCAAAAAGACGAAAAUUUAAAACACGACAUGCAAGAAAUCAUGGAAGUCGAUACAUUAAUAGGUUUCAUUACUGAUAUUGUAUCAGGAUUAUAUGAAAACGAUGAAAUUUCUCCACCACAUAUUGAAUUUAAUGAAGAUAUAUUAAACGAUACCGAAAUCGAUGUCUCUGAAUAG
Messenger RNA from Debaryomyces fabryi, 2430 nucleotides. It is a transcript of the gene SEC34, whose product is annotated as Golgi transport complex subunit. Lineage: Eukaryota; Fungi; Ascomycota; Pichiomycetes; Serinales; Debaryomycetaceae. The transcript has a single exon. Gene Ontology annotation, biological process: cytoplasm to vacuole targeting by the Cvt pathway; Golgi organization; intra-Golgi vesicle-mediated transport. Bases 1 to 2430 code for a protein of 809 amino acids. The record is from RefSeq and is a predicted model, not a curated record. Gene Ontology annotation, cellular component: cis-Golgi network; membrane; COG complex.